UCUUGAAAUUUCUUCAGUAUUGUUCUAACUCUUGACGAUAGAGUACAUCUCGUUGUGUUUUAAACAUAAUCGUAAUAUUAUUUACGUGUGCUUGUGAUUAUAAUUGUAAUUGUUAAGAGUCGUUAAAUUAUAUGAACUUUUGAUAGCAAGAAUUUUGUAAAAGUUAUAAUGAGAAUGAACAAAAUGGCGUCUUUUCCUUUAUAGUACAACGUAUUUUUACAAUAAAUUAACAAGAAAUGGACACAAAGAUGGAAGAAACAGCUUCAGAGAUGAGGAAAAGGAGUUCGAAAACUGAAAAUGUAGCAGUGGAAUUGACAGAUGUACAGAAGAAAAACGGGGAAAUAAAUGGACAGAUAGUCCACGAGUUUCUGGAGUACAAUCCAAGUGGAUGGUUUGAAGUGACCCUGGACAGAAUGGGCAGCUCCACGGAUGACUUUAUGAAGAAGAAUAGUUCUGCUGUACAGACUAUCUCGCUGUUUAUUUUAAAUGGACUGGUUUUGGGAUUCUUCUUCGGCUGUUUAUAUUAUUGGUUGAAUAUAAGCAAAGAGCCGUUAGAACUGUGCUACGGUUUCGGCAGUCUCAUAGCGUUCCUGAGCAUCAUAUAUUUCUUCAUAAUAUACUUCAUGGUGGUGAAGCGGUUCUUUGGGGAAUGGUUUGAAAGAAUGGUUUGGGACCCCACUGAGCGAGUGCUGACGGAGUUUUGGAAGCAUGUGUGGUUCCGCUUGCUCGUUUUCGUCGUUGUCAUCGGAGCGAUUGCCGUGUUCCUUUACUUCGACACUAGAGACUCUCCAGAAAGACUAAUAUCGUUGUUGGGUCUUGCUUUCUUGCUUCUUAUGGGUUUCCUGUUCUCAGCACACCCAGGACGAAUUAACUACCGCAGUGUGAUUGUCGGUCUGUUAAUACAGUUUAUAUUUGGAGUUCUAUUCAUCAGAUGGGAUACGGGCAGAGCCGCGUUACAAUGUUUCUCUGAUAAGGUAGCAACAUUUCUAUCAUACGGUGUAGAUGGCGCUGCAUUCGUGUUUGGAGACUUACUCGUUAGAACUGAACAAGUGUUCGCUUUUAGUACGCUACCAGUAAUAUUCUUCUUCAGUAUGUUGGUUGAAGUGCUAUUCUUCUGGGGCGCUUUACAAUGGUUCUGUUUAAAACUCGGCCAUUUGUUACGAGCGGCCACUGAUACCACUGUUUGUGAAAGCGUGAUCGCUGUGGGAAAUAUAUUCUUGGGGAUGUCAGAAUCGAUUCUGCUGAUAAAACCAUACCUUCCUUUGCUGACUCCAUCGGAACUACACGUUGUACUGUCGUCUGGUUUUGCGACUGUUUCUGGCACAAUACUAGCCGCCUAUAUAGGUUUCGGUGCAUCUCCCGCGCAUCUUGUGACAGCAAGUGUGAUGUCGGCACCUGCUGCUGUGUGCUAUUCGAAACUAUUGAUGCCUGAAACUAGACGCUCGUUGACACGCGUCGAUAAUAUACAGGAGGUUGAGAAACAGGACCAAUCAGCACUUUCCGCGGCUACACGCGGAGCGACAAACGGAAUAUCUCUAAUACUGAAUAUUGUAGCGAAUCUAGUAGCUUUCGUAGCCGCUAUCGCGUUUAUCAACGGAGUCAUCGGUUAUUGCGGUGCUCUGCUUGGUUUACCGGAUUUGAAUCUAGAGUGGUUGUUGGGGAAGGUCUUUAUACCGCUGUGUUGGAUGAUGGGAGUGCCCUGGGAGGAGUGUGAAUAUGUCGGAUCUUUGAUUGGUCUGAAAACAGUGGUCAAUGAAUUUGUUGCAUACCAGAGAAUGGGAGAAAUGAAGAGAGAUGGAUUGCUAUCUGCGCGAUCUGAACUAAUAGCGACAUACGCUCUAUGUGGCUUCACAAACCCAUCAUCAGCGGGCAUCAUGCUUGGAGCAAUAGCCGCCAUAGCACCGCAACAACGAGAAACGCUAUCCUCUUUGGCGGUCAGAGCGUUUUUCGCGGGCUGUGGUAUUUGUUUUAUGACUGCUUCAAUCGCGGCACUACUUAUGCCGGAAGGUUCAUUUGGUUGA
This is a messenger RNA of Colias croceus (clouded yellow), 2021 nucleotides long. RefSeq lists its product as uncharacterized. Bases 237 to 2021 code for a protein of 594 amino acids. The transcript is spliced from 16 exons. Gene Ontology annotation, biological process: nucleoside transmembrane transport. Gene Ontology annotation, molecular function: nucleoside:sodium symporter activity. The record is from RefSeq and is a predicted model, not a curated record. NCBI's taxonomy places the organism in Eukaryota, Metazoa, Arthropoda, Insecta, Lepidoptera, Pieridae. Gene Ontology annotation, cellular component: membrane.